GUCCACUACGAAGGGAAGGAAAAACAAUAAUCGAUGACGGCGUGGCGAUAGUGUGUUUGUGAAAACAAUCACCACACGCCGGGGUCGCCCGCGUCACUGCCACGGCACCACGCCACUCCGGACCAGCGGGGAACCAGCGGGGACCGGCGGCGGACACUCCCCCCCGGGAACCCGGGGCCCCGGGCCCGCGGUACUUCAGUUGCAAAGAAGACGGCCACUAGGAGAGAUAUCGGCAAAGACCCUCACUCGCUCACUGCUCGCCCACCAGCGCGCGCCCAGAGCGACAUCGAGUGUGCUCAUCAAUCAGAUCGUCGUAUAACACCGGCGUGCACUCUGCCGUGAAAGCACUACCGGACCGGCCAAGUCUCAAGCGACAACGAGCUCGGUGCUCAUCAAGCUCACCGUCACCGUGGUGUCUCUGUCUGUCUGCCUGUGUGUGUCUGUCUGUGCUCCGUCGUGCCGUCACCGGCGUGUCGCGCAGCCCAUGCCGUUGAAGAGGUGGUGAGGAGGAGCAUGGUCUGCCCGCUCACCGCCGACGGCCUGGUGCCGAGCCAGGAGCGCCAGGAGCACCGCUGGGACGACGUGCAGCGCUACAUCCUCCUCGGUGGACAGAUCGCCAUGCGUUCUCCGGACCAGGACAGCGGUGAUGAUGGUUUCACGUCCGAAUCGGGCUCCCCGUGCGUAGACGCUUACGGCGCCAUGGACUCUCCCCAAAUGUACGACGCAAGUACUCCAGAGGCUAAGAAGCCCUUCCCGGGCCUGCAGGCCCACCACAACAACAACAACAACAACCCGCUAGCCAUCAACAAUAACAACAAUAACAUCACCAACAACAAGCAGGCCGUCGCCGCCCUCAUGGCUGUGAAGCAGGUCCAGCAGGUGCAACAGGUGCAGCAGGUGCAACAGCAGCAGCACCAACAGCAGCACCAACAACAGCAGCAGCAGCAACAGCAGCAGCAUCAACAACAGCAGCAGCAGCAGCAACAGCAGCAGCAACAACAGCAACAAAAUGGGGCCCAUCAAUUCCACCAUGACCUUACCGACCUCAACUCCCCCGAGAUCUCGCUGGAUCUGCAGCACCUCAUCGACGACUCGCAGUUCAACGAGGGGCUGUUCAGCGAGAUCCUCAACGGGCCUCAGUCGGCGGGCAAGCAGCUGCCGCAGCAGGCGGUGCAGCCGCAGCAGCACCUGCAGCCGCACCUGCUGGGCGCGGCGCCCUACCCGCGCAGCCUGGGCGGCUACAUGCCCCAGCCCGUGCACAACGGCUUCGCCACCAACUCGGGCUCGGACAACAGCUCGUCGUCCGACAGCCCGCCCACCAGUAUCAAGGAGGAGCCCUCGGAGCCCGUCGAGUUCAGGCGGGCGUGCGCGCAGCAGGGGCCCGGGGCCAUCGGCGCCGUGCACGUGCCGUACUCCAACUCCUACUCGCCGCCCAACGCCGCCAACUUCGCGAGCAACGGCGGCGGCUCCACCUUCACCACGCUGACGCCCACCGUGAUGCCCGGCGCCAACGUGCUGCACCACCACGGCCUCGGGCUCAAGGGGCUCAAGGCGUCCCUCCACCACCACCACCACUCGCGCAAGGGCUCCAAGUCCGUGGACAAGGCGAGCGACGAGUACAAGCGGCGGCGGGAGCGGAACAACAUCGCCGUGCGGAAGUCGCGGGAAAAGGCGAAGAUCCGCUCCAAGGAGACGGAGGAGAAGGUGCGGUUGCUGGUGAAGGAGAACGAGCGCCUGCAGAAGAGGAUCGAGCUGCUGAGCGAGGAGCUGAACGUGCUCCGGUCGCUCUUCACCAACGUCGGGGUGGUGCCCGAGCACCUGCACCGGGAGAUCAACAAGCAUUUGGACUCCUUCCAGCAGCACCAGGGGCUGUGAUCGCCCCGGCCCCGGCCGCGACGGCCACCCCUUGCCAGGGGGACCCUAUAACCAAAGACACGGCGAAACGGUGGUGCUAGUGUGGUGACCUAAACAAAGCGAAAACGGACUUUGUGUGACCGACCACCAAACUACCAAAUACACUUUACUUUUAAGGUGAGACGUGUGAGGGGGUACGAGUGCUUUCUCUUGUUUAAACACUUCGUAGUGUAAAAGUUAGUCAAGAUUGUUUUUUAUACACGGUCCGCAAGAGGCACCUCCAACGGUGGUCUCGCGAAGAGCGAAGCAGAUUGGCUGGGACUAAUCGUAGAUCGGCGUGUAGGAGGGCGUCGUGUCGACGUUUUUUACGGUUGUGCUUAGUUGUUUUUCGGUGUUUUGUCUCGAUAGGCUUGGUGGCCGAUGUGCACGCCCAGUUGUACCUUUUGUUGAAAUACGCGCACAACAUUGAAGCCACGUCAUUAAAUACCUAGGCAAUUAGACGUCCAAUUUGUUUCCCUCGUUCAAACCAGUGGUUAAAGACGUGGUUUCUACCUCAACUCUUUCAGUAAUGAAAUUUAACGAUAGGAUUAAAGAUCUCAUUUUCUCCUCUGCCAUUAAAUGGUGAAUAUUUUGUUAUACACGGACACUUUGACGAUGCAGAGAAUUUCCCCUCUCGACUGGGAUCGCUUACCAAGCCUACGGGAAGUGAAUGACUGGGAGAGAUUCUUCAGUAUCCAAAGACGUACCUCGGAAUCCUCUAGGAUUCGUUAUGUAUCACUAUUAGACUGACGAGCGUGUACUUUGAACAAACAUGUUGUGACGUGGAAAAUGUGUGUUUUUUACUACGGCGUGGAGAUUUUUGAUUUUAGAAAAUUUCGCAAAGAAUUGAACCGGUAAUACCUAGUUGCACUAUUUUAUGGGCUUUCUAGACCCUCCACUUCUCAGCCUUAGUAGCCAUAUCAUAUAUCUCUCUCUACUGACAUAUCCGACAAGUACAGUACCAUGAUCGAUAGAUUGUUAUAUGACCUUUGAUUAAAAAAAGUUAGUUGGCCGAUGCACAUUUUCCUGCGUUUGCACUUAUGUCUGUAUAUUUGGGGUAAUCGAAAUACAGUGCCUUAAGAACCGUGAUAUCAGCUAAACUAUGAAAUAUAAAAGGGCGUAUUUUCCUUACCACGCAUACACUGCCUGAUCUAUCGUAUGCAGAAAGUACUGUUUAUAAUUUGUGUUGAUAUUAUAUGAGCCAUUCAUAAAUAUGUUAAUCCGAUUUUGAUGAAGGCUGAAAUAUUUUUAUAUUUUUUACUUUUGAGAAAUCUUUUUUAAAGAUUGUAGUCGCACACAAUCUUAGAUGAGUAUGUAACUUUAAACGGCCACUGAUUAUAACAAAACAACGAAUUGGAUUUAUCAGUCACAAAUUAUACUUUUAAGUUCCCAGAUCUUGAGGUACCAAUCUAGUUUUUAUAUAGGGCUAUAAGAUUUUGAGGCUUACGAGGCCAUUAUGUGCAAAACUACCUUAAAAACGUUUGCACAGCGAUAUAAUUUUACAGUAAUUGUUUGUUAUAUUGAUUCAGUCAAAUACUUUCGUUCUAUGCUUCUAUGAGAAGUAAAACCAUUUACCUGAUUAGACAGUGACGUAUGAUUGUUGUAGUUAAGAGAAAUAUUUUCAUAUAUAAUAAUUUUAUUUUAGUAGUCUUGUUUUCUUUCCUCAUUGUUGGCCUGUGAAACCUCUUUACUUCGAAGUAUUUACCAUUAGUUUGCUUAUUUCAUGUUAUUUUCAGUCAUGUGUCAUGCUCUCCUCUUCUGUCUCUCUAUCUCUUUGUUGCGUUUCCUUUUGCUUCCACUAAACCUUCCCGUGUUGACAAUGCCCGUUAAUUCAUAAGAUACAUAAUCAUUUUACGUCAUCACAGUUCCAUGUUUCACGACCAAGGCCUCCCCUUUCUGUUACCAUAUUAGUGUUGAUUUAUAAAUCUUUAUUUAUGACAGAAUAAGUAUUUGAAACAGUUUCUCUUAACACUGCUUCUGUAUAAUGUGAAUGUCAAACAAGAAGAGUUAUUUAUUCCUGCUGAUUUUUUGUUAAAUGUGUUUAUCAUAAUAAACUUACAAUUUGAUUAUUAAAACUUCAUUCGUUUUGGGACCGAAAAGAAAAUACCCGAAUCAACCAAUCAUAAUAUUACCGUUUUGGAACUUGUUACCAUUAAAUGCCACUUUCGAAUUUGAAAGUAAUGUUGCUGUACAAACAAUACCUGUAUGUGUACUUUCUACCCUUUAUUUAUAUGUAUAUAUAGAGGUAUUGUUCGGAACUCUGGUCCUCCAUUCAAUUAAUUAUCACGAAAUGAACAAAAAUGCCAAGAUCAACUUUUGCGAAGAAAUUGUAUAUUUGCUCAAUACGGUUGUGACAUGAUCCAUCGCUUUAAUAUAAUUAGAUCAAUAGAUUUUUAAUACGGGAAGGGCGGGAAGUUUUUAAGUGAUUAGAAUAUAAAUCUUAAAGUAAUUUCAAAAUCUCGAAAAGCUACUAUUUAGAUCUUUUUCAUCCUAAUUUACUGUAACUAUGUACCAUGCUACCGAACAAUACCAAAUUUUUGUUACCAACGUAAGUUACUGUAUUUUUCCUCUUUCUUUAAAUACCUUCUUCUACUACUGUCCCUCAAUCCGUUAUCGUGUAAGGCAACACAAUCGGCAUGGAGUUGUGCUUAGUGAUGAUUCUGGUGGAGUAGGAAAUAAAUGAUUCAGUGAUGGAUAUUUUCUUGAUUUGAUUGAACUUUACAUAGUAAAGCUACUGAUAAAAUAUGGAAUGUUGUAAACAUUUUUUGUUAAAUCGAUUGAAGAAAAUUAUAUUGUACAAUGAAAUUUUUGUAA
Molecule: messenger RNA, 4707 nt
Organism: Frankliniella occidentalis (western flower thrips)
Lineage: Eukaryota; Metazoa; Arthropoda; Insecta; Thysanoptera; Thripidae
Product: CCAAT/enhancer-binding protein-like
Exons: 2
Coding region: 514-1875 (453 amino acids)
Biological process (GO): regulation of transcription by RNA polymerase II; DNA-templated transcription
Molecular function (GO): DNA-binding transcription factor activity, RNA polymerase II-specific; RNA polymerase II cis-regulatory region sequence-specific DNA binding
Source: RefSeq, a predicted model, not a curated record